Messenger RNA from Strongylus vulgaris, 642 nucleotides. The record is from the annotation of a GenBank genome assembly. NCBI's taxonomy places the organism in Eukaryota, Metazoa, Nematoda, Chromadorea, Rhabditida, Strongylidae.
AUGCUGUUUUACUCUCGACGUACUCUUCUCAAUACGCACAGUAUUGACUAUCUUCAUGAUUGGGUCAUACCUUCAUUAAGUUGCGUGGUAUACAUGUCAGAGAACAUAUCUAUCCGUACCUCAAAAAUCGAUACGCUGCCAUUUUCAGGCAACAUAUGGUCCAGUGGGUUAGGUUACGGCGAUGAGACGCGUUGGACUUCUCGCUACUGCACAAGCUCAUCUCAAUCCACGCUACCGGUAGCUCAUUCUACGAUUAGAGUGCGAUUUGAACGAGGCCUUCCUCUUCUUAAUGUCACUCUACCGUCAAGAGGUGAAGUGUGUCAAUUCUCACUUCGGCCGCUUACCGAUAAUGUUGGAAGUUUUUGCGAUCAAUUGCAGCGAGAAGAUCGAGGAUUAGACUUCGUUGCUGUAUAUACAAAAGGUGCUCAUGGAGUUCGUGUCGCAACAUCAACGUCUGUUGAGCAUUUGCUAUUGUUUGGGGAGUUUCGCUUGAGACUGAAUGAUCGCUAUUACGAUGUUGUGGUGUCUGAAGGGAACAUCGAUGAACAGCUAGGAAGUGACAGGUGCUCUUUCACUUCUACUUUUUCGAAAACUUGUGGACAUGCGGCAGAAUGGUUACUUAUUUCAACGAGGAUUAUUUAG